Doryrhamphus excisus (bluestripe pipefish) is the source of this 809-nucleotide messenger RNA. It is a transcript of the gene gpx9, whose product is annotated as glutathione peroxidase 9. Gene Ontology annotation, molecular function: glutathione peroxidase activity. The record is from RefSeq and is a predicted model, not a curated record. Gene Ontology annotation, biological process: response to oxidative stress. Lineage: Eukaryota; Metazoa; Chordata; Actinopteri; Syngnathiformes; Syngnathidae.
UUAUGUCAGUGAGGAUCGCUGAGUGAACAGCUCACUCUGUCCCGAGCGCUAUCCCUUAUACAAGCUAAAAUCCUAACAUGGCCUAUAAAUCAAUCUAUGAUUUCUCUGCUGAGACGCUGCACGGAGUGACGGUUCCACUCAGCAACUUCCGGGGGAAGGUGCUUCUCGUCGUGAACGUCGCCACCUUCUGAGGGUCGACCAUAGAGGAGUACCAUCGACUGAAUGCACUCAUGGAAAUGUUUGGUGACCUCAACUUCACCGUGCUGGGCUUCUCCUGCAACCAGUUUGGCCUUCAAUCCCCUGAGGUAAAUCAUGAAACCUUAAACAUCCUAAAGUACGUGAGACCCGGAGGUGGAUUUGUGCCAAAGUUUCCUAUCUUCUCUAAAGUGGAGGUGAAUGGAGCAAACGAAGAGCCGCUCUUCACCUUCCUGAAGGAGUAUUUACCCUUUGUCAACCCUGUUAUUGGAGACUUAAAGAAAUUCUACUGGUCACCCAUCACUGUCAAUGACAUCCGAUGGAAUUUUGAGAAGUUUCUAAUCACCGCAGAAGGCGAGCCCUUCCGCAGGUAUGAACUUCACUGCCCCAUCGAUAAAGUGGAGAAGGAUAUUGCACAGCUUGUGUAGAUGGACUUUGAUCAGGUUUAUCAGCGGUGGCGGAGUGACGGUCCCUCAGCCAAUGCACGUGUGCACCUGAGAUGGAUCUGAUGGGAAUAGGAAGGGGACUCGGAGCUUUAGUGCAUUCACUCUGAAGAAAAACUUUCCUUCAGCCACUGUUUGAUAUGUCGGUGUCUAUCUGAAAUAAAUAUGAAU